This is a messenger RNA of Penicillium alfredii, 2217 nucleotides long. RefSeq lists its product as uncharacterized. Gene Ontology annotation, biological process: RNA methylation. Gene Ontology annotation, molecular function: rRNA (uridine-2'-O-ribose)-methyltransferase activity. The transcript has 7 exons. Gene Ontology annotation, cellular component: mitochondrion. Bases 1 to 2217 code for a protein of 738 amino acids. Lineage: Eukaryota; Fungi; Ascomycota; Eurotiomycetes; Eurotiales; Aspergillaceae. The record is from RefSeq and is a predicted model, not a curated record.
AUGGCGGGAGCUCAAGAACCCUCGGGCUUGGAUUACGAGAUGUCUAUCCGGACACUGCACCUAGAGAAAGAGUAUGAGAAGACCCUUGCAGACUCGGCGCGUCUUCUUGAUGCCGAGCGAGAUCGCGUGAGGCGUAUGGAACACCUGCUUCUCAAAUUUGAAAGCCAGGCUCUACGUUCACAAUUGGAGCAAGCAAAUGGGCAGUUGUUUGGACUAGCCAAUGCUGAGUCGGAAGCCUGUCUUCAGCUCGAUGAAGCCUGCCGGGAAAUCGAUAGCUUGGAUCUUCGGGCACAGGCCUCGUCCAGUGAAAUACAAAAGCUCAAGGGCCAAAUUUCAACCUUCAACAAUAGUUCGACUGACUACAAUACUAUACUAUCGGAAAAACUUCAUCUUUCGCGCGAUAUUUCCAAUUUGAGAUCAGAAAACGAACGGCUGAAGACACAAAAUUCGUCCCACCAAAACCUGAUUACCAAAUCGCGGGAGAUGGAACGGCAACUGAAUUCUCUCGAAAUCGCUCUUGAAAAUGAAAGGCACGCCCAUGAACGAACCCAGGCCAAGGAGUCCCAGCAAGCGGCAGAGAUAACUAAGCUAUCUGCGCAAAGUGAGGAGUUGCGAAACGAGCUCAUGGAAGAAGCGCGAGGGAGACAGCAGCUAGAACAAGACUCUCGCCAGCGGAACCUAGAAUGGGACAACCAACGGACCAAGCUCGAGGGAAGAAUUGAAUACCUGACAAAACAAUUGCGGUCAACCAGAGACAAAUUGCAGGAAUCUCAUAAUGACUCCCAGCAGAGACGCGCAAAUGUUAGGUUCAAUGAAGAUGGUGCAUCGGAUUCCCGACCUUCAACGAUUCCUCCUCGGCGGUCUGGUCCGGACCAUGGAGCCGGCAUGACCAUUGCAACCCCUGGCGCCGUUCGUGUCCAAGAUAAGAUCAAAAGGCAAUCGGCAUUGCCUGGGGACAAAUCAGCAUUUUCCAUCACCCCGUUUCUGAACCGCACCGGUGCCCGGACAGAUUCCCCGAUAAGUUCAGAAGGGGAAGAAGAACCUCCUACGACUAAUGGAAAAUUUCAUGGGUCUUCCACCAAGGAUAGCCCUUCAAAUAAGCUACACGAUCAUGGCUCUGUCUUGCAGAACCCGCCUGCUCCGCGACAAGCCGCUGUCAAAUCAAGCAAACUGAAGCCCAAACCGCGCCAGGGUAAAUCCGCUAUAGAAGACUCGGCCGCUGGGCCCAAGAAGCCCGCCAGCCGUCUCGAUAGCAAUGUGCAUUCCAGGGAAUCUGAUGAGCCGCGUGAAUCCGUCGGGCAGACUAAGCCCAAGAAGCGCAAACUGGGUGCUCAACGGGAACGAAUUUUGUUUGACGAAGAAGAAGAGGAACAUGGAGAAAACCGAAAAACAGGGCGCAAACUUCCCCUUGGCAUGGGACGAAGCUCGGUUUUGGGGACUUUACCGCCUGCUACAUUGUCGGGCGAGCGAACGGGGGGCUUUGGGGCACCCAUGGGGUUUUCCCCGCUAAAGCGAGAUCGGAAGCGAUUGGGUGGACAGACGGUAGUCGAUUUGGGAUAUGCACCCGGUUCAUGGUCUCAGGUGGCCGUGAGCCGAACCCAGCCGCAGGGUCGCGUCCUCGGCGUCGAUAUCAUCCCGGCCCAACCCCCGAAAGGUGUCUCCACAAUCCAAGGCAAUUUCCUUUCCCCGGAGAUUCAAACAUACAUUCAAGAAUUUUUGUGCAACCCAAACAGGGGCAGGCCACGCCAUCCCGCGGCUCCUGCGGAUUCUGGUGCCAGUGUGUUGGAACUGGACACGACCAUGUUCCAACCAACCGAUCCUGGGUCGAGCAAUACAGGGACCAGUGCAGAUAAGCGUGAUGGAUUUGUUGGACGUACUGUGGAUGUGGUUCUCAGUGAUAUGUCUGCCCCCUGGUUCCAGACAUCUGGGUUCUGGAAACGAAGUCUAAGUGAUCCUUAUCAUAGGAUGAUGAACACCAGCGGCAUCAAUUUCAGAGACCAUGCUGGAAGUAUGGACCUCUGUCAUGCCGCCUUGCGCUUUAGCUCGCUCGUUCUAAAGACCGGAGGCCAUUUCGUCUGCAAAUUUUACCAAGGGGCAGAAGAUAAGGAAUUGGAGAGACAGUUGAGGGAUUUGUUUCAGAAAGUUUACCGACUCAAACCCGAAUCAUCUCGCAGUGUAUCCCCCCCCCCCCCCCUGGCUGGAUGGUAUGAUUGUUGA